GAGAUGUCAUCUUUAAUAUCAAAAUCACCAUGAAGUAAAUUCAAAAUUUUCAUUAGUAGAUCCAAAUGAAAUAAUUUCUCUCUACUUUUGGACAUACUUGCCAGGAAUAGGUAUUUCUUUUAGACAGUAAAACAAAAUAAUGCCUACUUGAAAAUAAAAUUAUUAUUAAUUAUAAAAAUUUCCAUAAAGUGUUUCCACAGGAUUCAGUGUUUAUCUACAAAAAAUAUAUUCUCUUGUUAUAUGAAUGAAUUAUGAGUUUACAACUUGUACAAAACUAUAAAGAAAACUUUCAAAGACUUUAAAAUUUUAAUUUAGCAAUAUAAAUAAAUUUUAUAUAUUACAGGUAUGUAGGCAUACAGUGAUGAGUGAACAAGCAGCUGAAGCACAUAUGUCAUGUGAAGUUAUAGCUAGACCUUGUUGUAUAGGUAUAUAUGGGCAGUGCCAUAUUACUACAAAAGAAUACUGUGAUUUUGUGCAAGGUUUCUUUCAUGAAGAAGCAGCUCUUUGUUCACAAGUAUCAUGUCUUGAUGACGUUUGUGGUAUGAUCCCUUUUUAUAAUCCAGAGGUGCCUGAUCAAUUUUACAGACUCUGGACUUCACUUUUCCUACAUGCAGGAAUAAUACACCUGCUAGUAACUGUGAUAGUUCAAUAUUUAAUUAUGAGAGAUGUAGAGAAACUUAUAGGACCAUUACGAAUGGCUAUCAUCUACAUCAUGUCGGGUGUGGCGGGAAAUCUGGCAAGUGCCAUCUUUGUGCCAUACAGAGCAGAGGUAGGACCAGCAGGCUCUCAGUUUGGUUUACUGGCCUGUUUAUUUGUUGAAGUGAUACACUGCUGGCAGAUGCUAAAGAGGCCAGGGGCGGCCCUCUUGCAGCUGGGUGGUGUGACUAUGGUGUUGUUUUUAAUUGGACUACUCCCGUGGGUCGAUAAUUAUGCUCACCUUUUCGGCUUUAUUUUUGGGUUUCUUAUGUCUUACGCUUUAUUACCGUUCGUGUCGUUCGGGACUUACGACAGGACGACAAAAAUAAUUCUCAUAUGGGUAUGUUUGAUCGUCGUUACAGCCCUUUUUGUAGGAUUAAUAGUUUUAUUUUAUGUACAUCCGAUAUAUGAAUGUUCAUUUUGUAAAUAUUUUAAUUGUAUACCUCUGACCAGAGAUUUCUGUGAAAAUCAAGAUAUCAAUUUUACACGGCAGGAGUAUUAAAAUUUUGUAUAUAAAAAUAUAUAUAUAUAUUAUUACAUAUAAACACCAUACAGUGCAAGGCACUGAGGUGCAGUUCUUCCUUUGGGACAAUGUUCUGAGCUAAAAGCUGAUGAACCGAUUUUACAUGAAACCUUCAAUGCACAACCAGAAAAUGCAAAUUGUUUUGUACAAUCAUUUUUCAAAUGCUAUGGUGUUUUUGUGAUUUUGAAUUGUAAAUGCGGAAACAUCCUCCUGAAGGAGAUGAGAUUUUUUUACUACUGUGAUUGAUGUUAAAAGAAAUUAUUCAAAGACAUUUUGUCACUUUAUACUUAAUUUUGAGGAGUGACAAUUGUAAUAUUUUAAUAAAAA
Centruroides sculpturatus (bark scorpion) is the source of this 1546-nucleotide messenger RNA. RefSeq names its product inactive rhomboid protein 1-like. The record is from RefSeq and is a predicted model, not a curated record. Lineage: Eukaryota; Metazoa; Arthropoda; Arachnida; Scorpiones; Buthidae. Gene Ontology annotation, biological process: regulation of epidermal growth factor receptor signaling pathway; regulation of protein secretion. Gene Ontology annotation, molecular function: serine-type endopeptidase activity. The transcript is spliced from 4 exons. Gene Ontology annotation, cellular component: endoplasmic reticulum membrane. The coding region runs from base 362 to 1198 and encodes 278 amino acids.